AUGGAAUCAUUGACUUUUCAUUUGCGACGUGGCGAUGAGGAGACGAUCGAGUCUUGGGACGACGAUGGUGAUUUACAAUGCUACGAGGAUAUCCAGCUGCGCACCGCGUCGAGUGCUACAUCGGUGACGAAUUCUUCUAUUCGCCGCUCUGGCCAUCGGGACUCCAUAUCCUCGCGUCGCUCCGCUCGCUCCGAUCUUGACUCUACCGCCGGUGAUGAUGAGGACUGGCAGGUCCAACUAUUGGACAAUGAGGAAGCUGUAAACGAGGAGGCUAUUGCUUCCGCCAAAAGUGCUGGGAUCCCACUGCCUGCAAACGUUCCCAAAUCGGCCUUAGUUGGGGGCACCAUCAAACGCCUGGGACCCAGAAAAACAAAGCAUAAAUUUGUUGAUGAUUGGUCUGACGACGUGGAAUUCCCAGAUCCUGAUGCUGUCUUGGAACUAAAAAGUCCUCAGGCUGUAUCCUUUCCUGAAUCACUGCAGCAAAUUAGCUCCGUGGCAGCAAGCCCGGUCAAAACUUCGGCUUCGCCAUUUUGGAGUGAUGAUAUCGCGCUGCGAUUACAAUCAUCAUCAAUGGCACACAUGGACAUGUAUCGAGAGGACGAUGCCGGUGAUGUUGAUGAUAUUCCAACGAUCAAGCCUGCGAAGCUACGCUCCCCUCAAAGAGCAAGUGUCCUCAAUAAAACGAUGUCAGAUAAGGAAAGCAACAUGGCCGAUGCUCCGGAGGAGAAUUUCGAGGAAGACUUUGAUCUGCCGCCGGACAACUCAAUUCGCCUUUCUCCUCUUAAGGCCACCGCAGAAACACAAAGCCCGUCUCCUGAGGACUUCGAUAUGGAGUGGUCCGAGGGAAGCAUUGGGGUUCGAGUCGGGGGCACUGCAAGAGAUCAUCGGUCAAACCCCAGCUCAUCGAUCUCGGUUGUCAGCCCCAGUGCGUCAAGCUGCCUGACUGCUGAGAGUGAAGAUGAAGGCUUGGACGGUCUCGUCAUUCCCGAAGGGCCUUUAGACCUGACGAUGUCAAUGCAAAAGCGACUCGGGCCCCACACCGCUGCUGUAGAGACGUUAGAGUCAAAGCAGGCUAGUCAAGAUACGACAGAUCAGGACGAUUUUUUUUCUGGUCUUGAGCUGGAAGGCGGUGAUAUCUUUGAUACCAAAAAACUCUCAAUAAACCCAAACAUCAAGUGCAAAGCAGACCCCGGGAGCCCAGCACGACGCUCGGCAACCACCCUCACUUUCACCAAUACUACAGUCUCUCCAAAAACUCGAAUUCCGCGUCUCUCUAAUCACGACCGUCAACAUUCGACACACCUCGAAACUGUCUCUGAGAGUGGUGCACCUCUUUCGAAGUUUCGGACGUCGCUCCCUAAAACCAGUGGUCACACAUCGCAUUCUUCUAUGUCCGGCAUAUCUUCCCACGGAACAUCACUAACUUCUCCAAAUUCCCUGAGUCCUGGUCGACGAUUCAUUGUUGGUGCUAGACUGUCCAGAGACUCUGCUAACAGUGAGCGCACUAUUACCGGGCACCAGUUACUAAAAACAAAGCGAUCAUUACCUACGAUACGGAACUCAAGCCCAACGGCUUCUACGCCACCCCUUCAAAGUCCACGCCAGGACUUAACGGGCUGUCCUUUCAGUUCAAACUCCCGAUCCAAGACACCCGUUGACCGUGUUGGGCAUGAAGCAAGGUCGCUGCUGGGCCGUAGAUUACAGACACCUUUUAUUCCAGCAGGGGCAUCAGAACAUCAGUCGCAUCAUGCCAGCGUGAAAAGUUCUCGGCACACCCGACGCGCAAACUCAGACAGCUCGCAGGAAGCAGUCCCACCGCAAGGCCCAGUGUCUCGUCUGCCGCGACCAGGCCGCUAUGAAGCGCUUGGGCAUAACGCGAGUGACUCGGGGACCCAGGUCACAGCCGCUAAGCGAACGCUCACUCGACCAACUCGGCGGCGGAAUUUUGGGGACGGUACUGAGCUGGCGUCAUUCGACGAUCUGCCUACGUCCUCGACAGCAGAAAGCAAAUUUGUCAAGCAUCCGUCCGGACGUGGCGCACCGAGAUCUCUCAAAAACAAGUUGGGCCGGAGUCAGACCAUCCCAUCGAGAACAGAUGUGCAGCAGCCAGUCCUAGGUACUCCAACCAGACGGUACGACCAGACGCCCCGAUUUGCUCGCGACACCAAUGCCUCGAGAAAUGCUAGGGAACAGCGCAUCGCGUCCAUGUCGUCUGGCUCGAAAAGUCGGGAGAACAGUGCGCUUGUCUCCCUAAGCUCGAAUUGGAAUACUCAAACCAUCUCGCGUGUCCCUACGACUCCAUUGUCCAUACAAAGCAAGAAGAAUAGAACUGCUACAAUAUCCGGGAGCAAGCCUCAUCUGAUAAAACCCUUGGGUACGGGGGUCCAAGAGCGCAAAUCUGUGAAUGGCAUGCGUUACAAUCCUGCCACAUUUCGCUGGGAGGGGAAUGAAAGCCUAGCGCAGGAUUUCGAUACCGAUUCGCCCCAAUCUCCAAAACCUGCACCAGCACUCAUCACCAACGUCGGUGCUAUGCAAAAUGUGCAGGUGGUGGGGGGAAUGGUGUUCGAUCCGCAGCGCAUGUGCUGGCUCAAGUUGGCACCGCUGCAACCCGGAACAAAGGGCUUGGUGGCUGUCCAGGACGAGGAUGAUGUUUUUGCCGGCCUUGGUAAUCUGGAGGAAAAACCCGGCUCUAUGCCACCACCCUCGGGUGUUAACGACGACCUCGGUCUUGUCGUGAGCGGUGACGAUCGCAGUUGCGGGGACUCUUCAGACGAGUGGCCCAUUACGGAAGAGUUCGAUGUUGGACCGGAGUUCAUUCGACGUCAACGUGCAGAGGAAGAGAAAUGGAGACGCAAGGUCAAUAGAUGGACAGACUUUGAUCGCAUGAAAUUCGGUGACAGCUGGAGAUGGGCCAUACGAGACUUGGUGGGAUUUAACAGCACUCUGAGUGUUCAAGGACUUGGCGGCAAUUGA
Aspergillus affinis is the source of this 2973-nucleotide messenger RNA. Its product is annotated as putative cytokinesis regulator (Byr4). Gene Ontology annotation, cellular component: SIN/MEN two-component GAP complex; mitotic spindle pole body. Bases 1 to 2973 code for a protein of 990 amino acids. Gene Ontology annotation, molecular function: GTPase activator activity. Gene Ontology annotation, biological process: regulation of Ras protein signal transduction; mitotic spindle orientation checkpoint signaling. The record is from RefSeq and is a predicted model, not a curated record. The transcript has 2 exons. Lineage: Eukaryota; Fungi; Ascomycota; Eurotiomycetes; Eurotiales; Aspergillaceae.